This is a messenger RNA of Camelus dromedarius (Arabian camel), 1879 nucleotides long. RefSeq names its product mitochondrial ribosomal protein S35 (gene MRPS35). Bases 39 to 1007 code for a protein of 322 amino acids. Gene Ontology annotation, cellular component: mitochondrial small ribosomal subunit. Gene Ontology annotation, biological process: mitochondrial translation. Lineage: Eukaryota; Metazoa; Chordata; Mammalia; Artiodactyla; Camelidae. The record is from RefSeq and is a predicted model, not a curated record. Gene Ontology annotation, molecular function: structural constituent of ribosome. The transcript is spliced from 8 exons.
CCGGCGCUUGGCCCUUCCCGCUUGCCGUCUUCGCAGCCAUGGCGGCCGCCGUGCUCCCCGCGUGGCUGGCCCUGCCGCCGCGGGCCGGGACCCUUCGGGCCUUUUCCACCGCUGUGUCCCCGGCCACCCGCUCUCCGAGGUCAAGACUGCAAAGAACAUCCAGAAAUGAAAGGCCGCUGAGGAGAAAGGCACUGCCUCCUAGGACAGAGAAAAUGGCUGUGGACCAGGACUGGCCUAGUGUUUACCCUGUCGCGGCACCGUUUAAACCCUCAGCAGUACCUCUUCCUGUUCGAAUGGGUUAUCCAGUAAAAAGGGGGGUGCCCAUGGCCAAGGAGGGGAAUCUGGAACUUUUAAAGAUCCCCAAUUUUCUGCAUUUGACUCCAGUAGCAAUUAAAAAGCACUGUGAAGCUCUUAAAGACUUUUGCACUGAGUGGCCAGCUGCGUUAGACAGUGAUGAGAAAUGCGAGAAGCAUUUUCCGAUUGAAAUUGACACGGCUGAUUACGUUUCAGCAGGACCGUCCAUUCGAAACCCCAAAGCCCGAGUAGUAACCUUGAGGGUUAAACUUUCCAGUUUGAAUUUAGAUGAUCACGCAAAGAAGAAACUUAUUAAACUUGUAGGAGACCGAUACUGCAAGACCACAGAUGUGCUUACCAUCCAGACAGAUAGGUGCCCUUUAAAGAGACAGAAUUAUGAUUAUGCAAUGUAUCUACUAACAGUUUUAUACCAUGAGUCUUGGAAAAUGGAAGAAUGGGAGAAAAAGAAGACUGAAGCAGACAUGGAAGAGUAUGUGUGGGAAAAUAGCUCCUCAGAGAAAAACAUCCUGGAAACACUUCUCCAGAUUAAAGCUGCUGAGAAAAAUCUGGAAUUAAGUAAAGAAGAACUCCUGGCUACUAAAGAAGUUGAGGAUUAUAGAAAGUCUGUUGUUAGUCUUAAGAAUGAGGGGGACAAUGAAAAUACCCUUUCUCAGUACAAAGAAUCAGUGAAGAAACUAUUAAAUUUGACAUGAAUUAUGUAGAAAAAUUGCCUUGAUUUAUUAAUUUUAUGACAUAUAUCUAAUCAUCUAAGCUGAUAUAAAGUUGAAAAUGUUUGAAAGAAACCAUUGUUUUACAUCAGAGUUAAUAUUAUUCCUUUCAUCCUAAUGCACAAUGGCAAUGAUUGUCCAAAAGUUUUCAAUGAUUUUCAGAAGUCUGGGGUGGUCAGACUGAUUAGAUGUGAUUUCCUCCGGUUCUAAAGUGCUUGGAUUUUGUUCCUUCCAUAACAAAUUUAGUAUUCAUACAUAUACAUUUUUUGUUAUUUUAUCACCUGCUAUGUUUCUUUCCCUACAAAUUAUCACUCAUUGGUUGCUUUUGCAUAAAGAUUUUGGUUAUUUGGGAAGCUAGGCCCAGAACCCAGCCCGCUGACUGAAAUUCAGUGCGGUGUUUACAUUACUACUGUCUCCCUAACCGGUUUUUUUGGCAGAUGCUGACGGAUGAGAAACAGGUCAUUGGCAGUAUCUUCUAACCCAGAAAGUCUGUUCCAUCCGCCUGUUUUGGGGUCACUUUAUGUUGAUUCAGUUCUGCUUGGCGUUCCGCUUCACAUUUUCUGCAGCUCAUUUUUCCAAGCCCAAGCUUGCAGACAAGUGGAAAUGGAGAUCAGCUGGUAUAGUAUUCGCCUCUCUGGAUGCCCCAGCUAGAACUUCCACAGCUCGGGACAGAGAUGAGGUAUAAGGACCUUGUAUUUAAUUGGAGUAAAUGGCAAAAGGAUAACUGCCUUAAGAAACAUUUCAUUCAGUUUAGCUGUCACUUCAGUAUUUUUAAGUGUCUGUUAAGUAAUUUCUUUAAAAGUAGUUGACAAGUGACUAACUUAAAAUCAAAAUAAAGGAAUUAUUCAGGUUGGUAA